This is a messenger RNA of Apodemus sylvaticus (European woodmouse), 1248 nucleotides long. Its product is annotated as serine protease inhibitor A3C-like. The transcript has 4 exons. Lineage: Eukaryota; Metazoa; Chordata; Mammalia; Rodentia; Muridae. Gene Ontology annotation, molecular function: serine-type endopeptidase inhibitor activity. Gene Ontology annotation, biological process: negative regulation of endopeptidase activity. The record is from RefSeq and is a predicted model, not a curated record.
AUGGCCUUCAUUGUAGCUCUGGGGAUCUUGAUGGCUGGGAUCUGUCCUGCUGUCCUCUGCUUCCCAGAUGGCACAUUGUGAAGGGACACUCUAUUCCAUGAAGACCAAGUCAACAGGACACAACUGGACAGUCUCACAUUGGCCUCCAUCAACAAUGACUUUGCCUUCAGCCUCUACAAGGAGCUGGCUUUGAAGAAUCCAGAUAAAAAUAUUGUCUUCUCCCCACUUAGCAUCUCAGCUGCCUUAGCUAUUGUGUCCCUGGGAGCAAAGGGCAACACUUUGCAAGAGAUUCUAGAAGGUCUCAAGUUCAAUCUCACAGAGACCCCUGAGGCAGACAUCCACCAGGGCUUUAGGCACCUCCUCAGCAUUCUCAGCCAGCCAGAGGACCAAGUACAGAUCAGCACAGGCAAUGCUUUGUUUAUUAAUAAGUGCCUACAGAUCCUGGCAGAGUUCAAGGAGAAGGCAAGGAAUCUGUACCAGACUGAGGCCUUCACAACAGACUUCCAGCAGCCUCAUGAGGCUGAAAAGCUCAUCAAUGACUAUGUGAGCAAACAGACCCAGGGGAAGAUCAAAGGACUGAUCUCAGACCUGGAUGAGAGGACAUCCAUGGUGCUGGUGAAUUACAUCUACUUUAAAGGCAAAUGGAAGAUGCCCUUUAACCCCCGUGUCACAUUUGAGUCUGUGUUCUACUUAGAUGAGAAGAGAUCUGUGAAGGUGCCCAUGAUGAAAAUUAAGGCCCUCACCACACCCUACUUCCAGGAUAAGGAGCUGUCCUGCUCUGUGGUGGAGCUGAAGUACACAGGAAAUGCUAGCGCCCUGUUCAUCCUCCCUGACCAGGGCAGGAUGCAGCAGGUGGAAGCCAGCUUGCAACCAGAGACCCUGAGGAAGUGGAAGGACUCUCUGAGGCCCAGGAAGAUCAAUGUGCUCGACCUGCCCAAGUUCUUAGUCUCCACUGACUACAGCCUGGAGGACGUCCUUUCAGAGCUGGGCAUUAAGGAAGUCUUCUCCACACAGGCUGAUCUGAGUAGGAUCACGGGGGCCAAGGACCUGAGUGUCUCUCAAGUGGUCCACAAGGCUGUGCUGGACGUGGCUGAGACAGGCACAGAAGCAGCUGCUGCCACGGGAGCCAAUUUUCUUGUUCAUAGAAGAAGAACAACUGUGUUGUUCAACAAGCCAUUCCUGAUGUUUGUCUCUAGGACAGAUGUUCACACUACCCUCUUUAUGGCCAAAGUCACCAACCCUAAGUGA